Messenger RNA from Equus caballus (horse), 2825 nucleotides. Lineage: Eukaryota; Metazoa; Chordata; Mammalia; Perissodactyla; Equidae. The record is from RefSeq and is a predicted model, not a curated record.
ACUAAAUAUACAACUAUGUACCAAGAGGAUUUGGGGAGAAAAAGCAGAAAAAAAGAACACAAAAUAAUAAAAGACUUGCAAAGCUAAUGGAAGCAGUAAUUGUACUCAGGCAAUACAAAAAUAAACAAACCUACACAUCGUCCCCACCUUCAUACACCUUUUGAUUCAAAAGAAUGCAAAGAUAACGAAACAAAGAACACACAUUCAAGGACUGUGAUUCAUUGUAUUGAAAAGAUCAUCCCGAAUUUUAUGAUAUAACAUAAAAACUGGAGGAAAACUUGGUGUUCAUGUAUAACCCAACCCAAUGACCAAGAAACUGCAUCUCUAUGAAGGUGAGCAACUUGCCCCGGAUCUCACAGUUGGUCAUUGUCAGAGGCAGACUAAACUUAGCCCAGAGUUAUUUUCUCCCCAUAUCCUAUGACUACUAAUGUUAACUAGAAUCUGAAGUCUUGAGCAUCUUGCAAAUGGUGGUUCCUUUUUGUAAAGCCUCUAUGCAUUUCCCAACUUUUAGACACAUAAGGAGUGACGAAGAGUGCAGUCUUGGUAUAAUCUAAAAUAAGACCAAACCAAUCAGGCUGUCAGUAAUUUGGGAGACCAAAGAGCCGUAUAAAAGGUUAAUUAUAUCCCAGGUCCGACUCAAAGUUUUACAUUUUAAGACUUCCUUAUUUGUGAUCACAAACGUGUGUGUGUGUGUGGUUACUUAGAUUCCAAAUAUCAAUUGGAAAAUAAGUAGAAAGUAUCCUGGAGUAAAAAAACUGGUGGUUAUCACUUGGAGCCUUGAUUUAACAGAAAGACUUAAUUUGAAUUCUGGAGCAAUGAUGAUUCAGACUACUGAUGCUUAAGGGGACAGCCUAGACUGCAUCCCUGAAUCUGUUUAAAGCCUAUCAAACUUUAAUUUUUCUUUUCUCUCUCUCCCACUCUCUCUCUCUCAUUCUUUGUCUCCUUCCCCCACCUCUCUUUCUCAAUCUCUGAUAAUUUUAUGAAACAGACUUUACCCAAACCAAUACCUUAAGUAAGAAAUUUUGUGAAUAAUUGUUAAAAAUAAUACUAAUAAUGUUAUGGUACCAUGUGCCCAAAUCUAAUUGGCCUUUAUGUAUUUUUUUCCUAUAGGUAAAGUCACAGGGUGUUUUUCUCUUGUGAACUACCCAGAUUCCAUGGGAAAUAAUGUUACUGAAUUUAUCCUCACAGGUCUCUCCCAAAAUGAGCAAGUGCAGCAACUAUGCUUCUUUUUGUUUUUACUCUUUUAUAUGAUCCUCAUGACUGGAAAUUUUUUUAUUGUAAUGACUAUCCAAAGGAGCCCAAAUCUCAACUCUCCAAUGUACUUCUUCCUUAGCUUCCUAUCUUUUGUUGACAUCUGCUAUUCCUCUGUUACAGCCCCCAAGCUGAUUAUUGACUUCCAAGCCAAGGUCAAAAGGAUCUCCUUUGUUGGUUGUAUGGUACAGCUCUUUUGUGUCCAUCUUUUUGGUUGUACGGAGAUCUUUAUCCUCACAGUGAUGGCCUAUGACAGGUAUGUGGCCAUCUGUAAGCCUCUACGUUAUACAACCAUCAUGGACUGGAAGGUCUGCUCCAUACUGGUGCUGACUUGUUGGUUAGGAGGCUUUGUGCAUUCCUUUAUCCAGACCAUUCUCACUGUACAACUGCCUUUCUGUGGCCCCAACCUGAUUGACCACUACUUCUGUGAUGUCCACCCUUUACUGAAGCUGGCUUGUACAGACACAUAUGCAGUGGGGCUCAUUGUGGUGGCCAACAGUGGCAUGAUUUCACUGAGCUGCUUUGUCAUUCUUGUGGGCUCUUACACUGUCAUCUUGCUUUCCUUCAAGACCCGCUCAUCAGAGGGGAGGCACAAGGCCCUCUCCACAUGUGCUUCCCACAUCACUGUGGUGAUCUUGUUUUUUGUCCCCUGCCUCUUCAUCUACCUAAGGCCUUCCACCACUUUUACUGAGGACAAGAUGGUGGCUGUGUUUUACACCAUCAUCACACCCAUGUUGAACCCUAUGAUCUAUACCCUGAGAAACAUGGAGGUGAAAAAUGCCAUGAAGAGACUGUGGUUGGGCAGAAAUAGGAGAUACCCUGAUGUGAAGCUCAAUGGGGUUGGUACAGCCUGAGUCGUACCAGUUUCCAAAGAAGGUGCUGGGAAUAAGUCAGUGAUCAUCCCUUAAAUUUUAUCACACAAAGAAAUAGUAUAAUACAGCAUAAAGGGUCUUGGACUUGAAGUCUAAAUAUCUAGUUUGGAGGGCCUACUCUAUCAAUUACUAGUAGUUUGACUUUAGGCAAAAAGAUAUUCCCUUACAGGUGCCCUGGGUAAGUUAAAUGUUUGCACAGAGAAAUCUGAUGCCCAAACGCAGUCUGUUUCAUAACAUAUAGUACUGUUGCCUCUGGGCAAUAGCCUUUCAGUGAUGAGUUAUAUCAGGCAUGUAUAUUCUAAUAAAGCAAUGACACUAAAAACAAAUGCCACAAUGGAUUUCACUAUCCUUUUCCUCACCUGUUUCCUCAUUUUAAAAUGAGGAUAAAGCUACUUUUCCUACCACUUCCCAGGGUUAUACAGAGAAUUAAAACAGAUGGAAGUGGAGGUAAAAGCAUAUUGUCAAUGGUAAGGAGCUGCAUUUAUGGCAGUUAUUGUUGUUACCAUUACCUUGGCAACUCCAGACUUCUAGACAACUCUCACUUAAAGAAUUUGGUUUGGGAGAUCUCAUCAAGAUGGCAGUGUAGGCAGACUAAUCUCACCUCCUCCUAUAAACACAAUCAGGUUACAACUAUUCUUGGAAAAAUUACCCCGGAGAGAGAACUGAAAACUGGACAACAAGAACCCCCACAACAAGGGACAG